AUGGCUAACGAACAGGAACAGAAAAACAACUUCUUCGGCGUCAAAGAUCUUUCUCAUAAGACUCUCCUUCAGAGCGAUGCACUCUAUCAGUAUAUACUUAAAACCAGUGUUUAUCCAAGAGAGCACGAGUGCUUGAAGGAGCUCCGCGAGAUGACAGAAAAACACCCCCGGAACCUGAUGGCUACACCACCCGACGAAGGGCAACUUCUGAGCAUGCUUGUGAAGCUCAUUAAUGCCAAGAACACCUUGGAAAUUGGUGUAUACACUGGUUAUUCUCUUCUCUCCACUGCCCUGGCUCUUCCCGCUGAUGGAAAGAUCUUGGCUUUGGACAUGAACCGCGAAUACUAUGAAUUAGGAUUGCCCAUAAUUGAAAAAGCUGGUGUGAUUGAUAAGAUAGACUUCAGAGAAGGACCUGCUCUUCCUUUUCUCGAUGAGCUGCUUCAAGAUGAAAAUAACAAAGGAAAGUUCGAUUUCGUUUUCGUGGAUGCUGACAAGAACAAUUACUUGAACUAUCACAAGAGGGUAAUUGAGCUGGUGAAAGUUGGAGGGCUGAUCGGAUACGACAACACGCUAUGGGCUGGAUCUGUGGUGGCGCCGCCUGAUGCACCGAUGAUGGAUUACAUUAAGCCUCUUCGCAGCUAUGUGAUGGAGCUCAACAAGUACCUGGCUCAAGAUUCAAGGAUUGAGAUUUGCCAGCUCCCAGUGGGUGAUGGGGUUACCCUCUGCCGCCGCAUCUUCUGA
Messenger RNA from Sphenostylis stenocarpa, 741 nucleotides. The record is from the annotation of a GenBank genome assembly. NCBI's taxonomy places the organism in Eukaryota, Viridiplantae, Streptophyta, Magnoliopsida, Fabales, Fabaceae.